Messenger RNA from Acanthopagrus latus (yellowfin seabream), 3579 nucleotides. It is a transcript of the gene fam20a, whose product is annotated as FAM20A golgi associated secretory pathway pseudokinase. The transcript has 11 exons. Gene Ontology annotation, molecular function: protein serine/threonine kinase activator activity. The record is from RefSeq and is a predicted model, not a curated record. Gene Ontology annotation, cellular component: Golgi apparatus. Bases 1478 to 3088 code for a protein of 536 amino acids. NCBI's taxonomy places the organism in Eukaryota, Metazoa, Chordata, Actinopteri, Spariformes, Sparidae.
ACGGUUGGUCAGGAAAAUCAGGAAAGUUUGUUAAUUUUGUUUGUUUCAGCAUGAAAUUUAAACCGUCUCUCCCAAAACCACACAGUGCACCUUUAAAGCUCAAUCUCAGUCAUUUCCAACAUCAGACCUCUCUCAGCCUGUUUUCUCUUCAGAGGGGAUAAAACACCCCCGAGAACAACCUCGCAGACCUUAAUGCGUAAUUUUGUCUGACACACACAUACACACACACACAUAGACAAACACGCACACACGCCCCAAACAGACGACAGAUGUUCCAAAAUACCACAGUAACAACAGCGCAGAUGCAGGCUGGGAAAUGCCCUGUGAGGUCUUCAUUGCCUCGGUUUAAAGCUGCUUAAGGCUUUUAAGAGCCGAAAACGGGCAACAAGCUGCGGUCGUAAGUUAUACGCGGUCUGAUUUCACAGGAAUCAGAGAGGGGGAGAGUAAAGAAAAGGUGGCCUGAGAGCGAAGGGAUGUGUUAUUUUUCCUCCCUGCGUGUUUCCUCACUCGAAGUUGUGCAAGAGUUUGUUUUUUUCUUUUCUUUUCUUUCUUGUUUUUUUUUUCCAGCGCUGCUCGCGUCUCUUUGUAGAUCAGCGUGACAGUCGGAGAGAAAGUGAGGGAUUCAUGUGUGGGAACUGCAGCUGGAAGGAAAAGUGCAGCUGGGAAUUUUUUAUUUAUUUAAUUUUUUUUUUGUGCCUGGAGCGAGACAGACGGGAGUUCUGUGGCGAGCGAAAUAAGGCAAGAGUUGGAGAAAGGAGGGAAGGGAAGAGGUAGAAAGAGAUGACAGGGGGAAGAGGCUGACAGGAGGAGAGAGAGAGACGGCUCGAUGAGAUGAAGGAGGAGCGAAAGUGGACUUUACUGAGCGAGCUGGAGCGAGGAGGAGACUAGAAGAUGUGACGGAGGGGAGAGAUGUCGAGGCGGGUCACACACGCUUCCACACCAAACACCUGUGCAGCCACGCUUCCUCUCCACCCUCCUCGCACUCACUCUCAGCCUACUUACCUGUCAUUUACACACCUGCACCCACGGUCUACACACACACACACACACACACACACACACACACACACACACACACACACACACUCGCUACUCUUUCUCUCUCUCUCUAACACACACACACACGCGCGCGCGCUGUCUCGUCCUCGGAGCAGCAGGUCCCUGGAAGCAGCCAAACUGUCAGUGACUGUUGCAAACACACGCUCGUUCUCAGCUCGGCUCUCUCUUCUGUCGCUGCCAAGGAAAGAGGAGGAGGAGGAAGAGGAGGAGGAGGAGAAGUGAGACUGAAAGGAACAGACUGAAACACACAGAUAGAGGAGAGAGAGAGAGACAGAGAGACUUGGACCACAGCCUCAGACUGCUUUACCUCUCGCCUGCGCCGUGUGAGAGACUGGAGGCAGCCGGCAAGUGAUGCGUCGCGCAUAGUCCGGACUUUUCUUCAGCUUCUUCAGGGUGUUCCUUCCUUCUCUGUGUCGCGAUGAUGAGGCGGGACCGCCUGUUCUUAGCCGCGACCCUCACAGCCAUCUUCUCCGCUGACCUCUACUUCAUCCUCCUGCCCAAGCUGCGGAGCGUGGGGCAGAGGUCGGGCCACUUCUGCCCGUGCGGUCCGGACAGCAACCUCACCCUCCCCAGGCACGGUGGUCUCGCCACCCCGCAGCUCUCCAACUGGACCUCUUCGCCGCCCCUGGAGAUCGCCACGGCCGAGCCCGCGGACGGGGGCUCAAAGCUGGGGAGGCUGUUCGCUCACCCCCUGUACAACAUCCAGCCUCCGACGCUGGGGCCGGAGGAGAGGCUGCUGCAGGUGGAGCAGCUGAUGGAGUACUACAGGAGGAAGGUGUCACGCUGGGAAAGGCAUAUGAAGGCCUACAGCGAGGCUGCAGCUGUGUCCAACAUCACUGUGACCGAACACGAGGUGACCUUUGACCCUGACGCAAGCUGGGUGAAGUUUCACCUGGGGAUAAACCGCUUCGCUCUGUACUCCCGCGAAGACCCCGCCAUCCCACAGCUCCUCAAGGAGAUGCAGAGCAUGACGGUCGUCAGUGCAGAUUACACUCAAGAUGAGAAAGCCCUGAAAGGAGCAUGUGAUUGUACCCAAGUUGUGAAGCCCAGCGGACAUCACCUGAAACUGGCUCUGAAGAUGCAGAACUUUGCCAAAGCUAUGUUCAAACCAAUGAGGCAGCAGAGGGACGAGGAGACUCCAGAAGAUCUCUUCUACUUUGUCGACUUUCAGAGACACAAUGCAGAGAUCGCUGCCUUCCACCUGGACAGGAUCCUGGACUUCCGGAGGGUCCCGCCGGUGGCUGGCAGGCUGGUGAACGUCACAGGAGAAGUCCUCCAGGUCACCCACAACGAAGACCUGCGCGCAGUCUUCUUCAACUCACCAGCGAACAACACGUGUUUCUUUGCCAAGUGCCUGUACGUGUGCAAGACGGAGUACGCGGUGUGUGGGAGCCCCGACCUGCUGGAGGGCUCCCUGUCCGCCUACCUGCCCGGCCUCAGCAUCGCCCCGCGCAUCUCCAUCCCCAACCCCUGGAUACGCUCCUACACCUUCACCGGACGAGAGGAGUGGGAGGUGAACCCGUUCUUCUGUGACACCAUAAAGCAGCUGUAUCCCUAUAACUCAGGCAACAGGCUCCUCAACAUCAUCGACAUGUCCAUCUUCGACUUCCUCAUAAGCAACAUGGACAGGCACCACUACGAGAUUUUUACCAAAUUCGGGGACGAAGGAUUCCUCCUCCACUUGGACAAUGCCAGAGGGUUUGGGAGGCACUCUCAGGAUGAGAUGUCCAUCCUGGCUCCGCUGUCGCAGUGCUGCAUGAUAAAGCGCUCCACGCUGGUGCGUCUCCAGCUCUUGGCCCGACCGGAGUACAGGCUCAGCGACGUGAUGAGGGAGUCCCUGGAGGGAGACCCGCUGCGCCCCAUCCUGACGGAGCCCCACCUCUUAGCGCUGGACCGCAGGUUACAGAAGGUCCUUGGCGUGGUGCAGAGCUGUGUCCGGAGGCUGGGCGAAGCCGAGGUGAUCACCAGGGACUUUGUCAAAUCCACAGCGAGACCUCAGGCUGCCACAGAGAAGAAAAAGGUCAGGUAACAGAGGACGGUCGCUCCUCCUCCUCAUCCUCCUCCUCAUCCUCCUUCUGGACAGCAAGCAAGACUUCAUGAUGAAGCGCAGAUGAAGGUGGUUUCGAUUUAAGGAACAAGCCAUACAUGGAAAGACGCUGUGAAAUCUUCAAGAGGGGCUUGUCAGAGAAGGAAGGAAUCUCUUUGUGGAGGUUCAGAACAUGAAUCACUGCCGGCCUCAAAUUCCUACCAGACCCCUUUUGUUUCCCUCAUGCUCCUACACUCAUUUUAGGACAGGAGUCUAAUCUUUCAUGUGCACUCACCGUCAGGAAUACAGUCAAUUUCAGCCCUUUGAAGAUCAAUUAAAAAUGACCACGUUGACAUGGAAAUGGAAACAGCAUCAGGGAAUAUUUCUGAGACACGUGAAGCCAGAGUUUAUAUUUAUUAAGGAUUAAAGAAAGAAAGUUUUGGGUGUCCAUGUGAUAUCAAAAUAAUUAAAUAAAGUUAUUUUAUGUGAUGGCA